This is a messenger RNA of Coregonus sp. 'balchen', 15918 nucleotides long. The record is from the annotation of a GenBank genome assembly. NCBI's taxonomy places the organism in Eukaryota, Metazoa, Chordata, Actinopteri, Salmoniformes, Salmonidae.
AUGAGGUGCUGUCUGUCAGAGAGGGAGGCUGGGUUAGAGGUGCCUUCAGUGCGUUCUUCAGCAGGGGUAUAUUUUCAAUUCUGAGGCCAUUUGAAAUCGGACACAGCCAUCAUUACGAGCCGGUCUCCAUAGGAAACUUCCAUUGAGUCCCCCCCACCACACACUCACACUCACACACACACACACACACUCACACACACACACACACACACACACACACAAACACACACACUCACACUCACACUCAUAGAGCAGAACAAAGAGUGUUUACUCCCUGAUCUAAAUUCGCCACACAUUUGACAUUCUUACUGAAAUGGAAGAAGACAUGGCUCUUAGCAGUUUUUCUUUACACAUUCCUUAGAACAUACCAUUACUUUACAGUCUCAGCUCUAACAUUGUUUAAUUUCCACAUGCAAUAUUAGUAACCCGCUGAGAAAGCCUUACAACCCAAAACAUAGAAAAUCUAAACCACAAAGGUUGAGGGAAAGUGACUGGAGCAGUCUCCAUUUACGCAAAGCCUUUUCACACUGUUCUUUUCUCUUUCUCCUUCUCUCUCUUUAUGCACAUUGACUCUUUCUGUUAGUGCUCUCCUUUGUCCUCUCUUGCCUUUUGCUCUCUCCUGCUCACUCUCACCAAACUCUAAACAGAACAUGAACUCUCUGUACUGUAGCUCUGUCUGUGUUUGUCUCUGACAAGCAUCAAUAGUGCAUAGGAUAUAUUACAGUAAGUGUGGCUGACUGUGAGUGUAUGACAGAGAGAGAUUGAGUGAGCUCUUGGAGGAGUGUAAUAGUCUUCUCUCCCUGCCCCUGCUAUUUCCAGGCUAUGUUGGCCAGUGCCUUGCAGUGUGUUUGGCUCCAGCCAGCUGACUCUGAGAGGAGAGGAGGUGUGGGCUGGCCUCUAACGAGGUGCUGAGCCCAGGCUCUUGUUUGUGUCAGGAGCACCUGGGUCAUACAGACGCAACCACAAAGUCUAGGACUUCACAAAGGUCUGCCCAUUCAAAACAUCCCCAACCUGCAGGAACACAAACUCCCACACUUCAUCAAAUAAAGGCAAGACAGAAAAUAGAGCUCAGAGCUGAAAUGGCUCAUUCUCCUAAUACAAGCCAGCUAUUGUUUGUCUAACUCCGUCUCUCCAAGGCAUUGUGUUUUUAUACUCAAUAAAAACAUGCCAGAAUGAAAGCAGUUUGUUGUGUGUGAAUUUGAUACAAUUGCAGAGUAUGAUGUUGAUGGAUGGGACUUUGGAGAGCAGAACAUAUGCUGUGGGCCUUUCAUGUCUGAUCUAGCACCAUCCCUUCCCUUCCCAUCCCUCAUCCCCCAAUCCCUCUCCCCUGUGGCCCUCACCGGCUGGUUCUCUGCCACCAUGACUGUGGUGUUAGUGAGGUCACCUGGUGGAGAGAGGCCCUGUCUCCUUACAGUCACAGGACACUAGAGAGUUAUUGUACGGGGCUUUUAGAGCAAAGCUCUCUCAUGUAGUCCAACUAGCCUUCUGCAGUUCUUCAUCAUAAUCAGAAUGCCAAAUCAUUUGAAAUGACAAGAGAAUGUUGGCUCCACUGAGCAUUCAGAAAUUGAGUGAAAAUACUUUGUGGGGGGUUGGUAUUUUAUUACAUUGUUGAUUCAGUUGUGUAAUGAAGUUCUGUUGUCUGGAAGCCUCGCUGCCCAUCAGGGCCAUUUGCAUGACUGACUCUGUGCAUCAUAACGGAAUGACGUCUGUAUGACUUCACUGUGUGGUCCAUUGAUCUGACACCACUUCAUCCUCCUCUUCCUCUGCAGAGUCAGGAAACCAGCUGGUGGCUCAGGAGGCAGUGAGGAAGCCGUCCACUCUCCGCCGGCCACCUGCCCCGGCCCGCACAGGAACAGGAACAGGAACAGGGGAGCAGCUCUCCACCAGUAACAACCAGGACCCUAAUGCUCUCUUAUACAGUACUAUAACACCUGGAACCAUAUUUCUCUCUUGAAUAUUGUCAGACUCAGAACACCUGGGAUUUCAUUUUCUCUUUACACUGUUUCUGUUUUAAUACUCAGGCCCCAUGUUUCUCAUAUUUUGUACAUUUUGGAAGUGAUUUUUGCAGAUAUCGAUACUUGUCCCCAUAUAAUAUCUGUCUCUUUCUCGGUUCUCCAGAUUGCCUUAACUGUAGUCGAAUCACAGCCCUGACAGAUAGACUCAGCUCACUGGAGGCAAAGGUACAGUCAUGGACUCCUCUACUGAAGAAUGUGCUGCAGUGAGAGACCACACAGUCUCUCAUCAUAAACAACAGUGUUUGAGUCCAUUUGAAAGGCAUUGGCGUUACGAUCUAAAUUUCUUUCUUUCUCUCUCUUUACUAUUUUAUCCAACUAGGUCCAGGUGCUGUCCUCUCCUGCCUCCACUUCUCACCGCCACCUACAGGGUAAAGGAGGAACGGCACAGGAAUCUUCCUCACAGAUAGUGGAUCCACAAACCAAAGGAGCCCCUGGCGAGCAGGGACCCAUAGGUACAUACAAGUAUCCUAUACCCAUGUAUGGGCAGGGUUGAGGAGCAACCAUGUAUGCCUAUUAUUUUGAGUGAAGUGGGUUAUGUUUGAUAAUUGAGUGAGAACUUACUCUGCACAGCUCGCUCCAUGUGCCAUAAUUCUUUCUCCAUUGCCUCUCUACCUGCUCUCCUCCCCUCAUAUCCUAUUUCCUCUGUCGCUAAGAGAGAGACGUACACACACACACUCAUUUCCUCUUCGACUAGUCAGAGUCCAGUUGUCUGCACUGCUCACUUUCAGGGUUCUGUGGGAGGGAGGGAGGGAGGGAGGGAGGGAGGGAGGGAGGGAGGACGGAGGGUGUGUGGAAAGUGAACACUUCAGGGCAUGAAAGCCCUCUCCUUCCCUUGAGCUCAGCCUUGGCUGCAGCUAGAAAGAGAGGGUGCUCUGCUGCUGUACUCUCAAAAUACCUUUAAAUAGUGUAUCAACUUCCAUCCAAUUACAUUCAAAUCUGUUUUAUCUAAAGGCUCUCAGGUUAAGAUCAUCACUGGCCUUCUAAGGCCUGUUGAAGAAUGUAAAUGCACCAUUAUGUGCACCCUAACACACAGUCAAUGUCUUACGAGUUUUGAGAGAGAAAGACAUGACCUGUUCUGUUUAGUUUCACUACAAUAUUAGAGCUAUCAUUUGGCAGAAUUUUUCGCCCUGCAUGGAACAUUUGGGUUUUAGUCUCCCAUGACUAGCUGAGGGGUUCGUUCCUCACUGGCACCUCUGUGGCCCUAAAAACAUCUCAGUGCUUAGUCUGUCAGCGAGUCUGUCUAAUCCAGAGCACAGCUCAGCUGCUCUGCCACCUCCAUCUAGUAACGCUUCACCUCAGGAAUCACUCAACCUCUAGUCCAUUUCUCCACACAAGGCAAUGGACAACCCCUUUCUCUCCCUCUUUCCCUGGGUCUGCUGUCUGACGUCUGUCUGUUUCCUCCCUAACACACAGGUCCACAUGGUGAAAGAGGCAAAGACGGUACCCCUGGACGAGAUGGUAAGUUUGAGAUGUUGUCAGCUCAAUCAUUGCUUUGUUUGUAACACAAACUUUUAUUUGUGGCUGUAUCAGUAUGGCUCCAUAGUUAGUAGUGUCUGUCCCCUGUCUUUGCUCAGGGAAGCCAGGGUCUCAGGGACUGCCGGGACCCAGUGGCCCCAGGGGCGAGGCUGGGGUGAGGGGCCCCUCGGGGACCCCGGGAUCUAAGGGGAUCCCAGGACCAGUGGGUAAGAUACUUACUGUAACUAGAUGAUGGCAGGGUGUAUGAUUUAAACAACCCCUGAUUUCACUGUAAGAUUUCAUAAGCCUCCAAAUUUGUGACAGUCAUUCCUUUUGGCUGAAGUAUGAUAGUAACAGACUGUAAUCAGUAUGAAUGAUAGAUGUUUCAUGAAUACCAUAUGAAGAUAGUUCCAUGUUUACAGUUGAUUAAGCAGGGUGCACCGAUGUCAAACAAAUGCUUCUUGUCUUACAAGACGUUGACACUGUUUGUCAAUAAAUACACAUGUCGUAAAGAUAAUUGUGGGAACAGGGUGAUUGUAUGCGUACCCACCCCACUUAACCCAUUGUCUCUGACAAAACUAUGACAAUACUCUCACUAGGCCAGAGCUGUCACGAUCGUCGUAUGGAAUAGACCAAGGCGCAGCGUGAUGAACGAACAUGUUUAUUUAUCUUUAGUGAUAAAUACGGACAAUGAACAAAACAACAAACGACUCCGUAACGUCCUAGGUAACAUAGACAUUUACAUUACAUUUACAUUACAUUACAUUUUAGUCAUUUAGCAGACGCUCUUAUCCAGAGCGACUUACAGGAGCAAUUAGGGUUAAGUGCCUUGCUCAAGGGCACAUCGACAGAUUUUUCACCUAGUUGGCUCGGGGAUUAGAACCAGCAACCUUUCGGUUACUGGCACAACGCUCUUAACCACUAAGCUACCUGCCGCCCCAGCUGGACCAACUGGAACAAAAACCCACAAACACAAAGGGAAAAACAGACAGUUUAAAUAUGGCUCCCAAUCAGAGACAACCAGCCAACAGCUGACACUCGUUGCCUCUGAUUGGGAGUCACUCAGGCAAACAUAGAAUUAAACACAACAGAAUACCAACAUAGAAAUACACACAUAGAAUGAACACACCCUGGCUCAACAUAAUGAGUCCCAGAGCCAGGGUGUGACAAGAGCAAACAAGAACCCUGAGUGUAUGUUGCUCACUAAUGACUUGAGACCUGAAAAAAUUGUGGAAAAGUCACUCAGAUCUAUCUCAACAAACUGCAACAAACUGCAUCAUGACAUCCUGCAUCAGAGUGUUUGUCUUUCUGUGAAACCACUCGGCCAUUCCACAAACCCAUGCUGUAGUCCAUGAAAAACACAGCAGUUCCUCAGUGGACAGCAUGGUGAUAACUUUGACUUUUCAACAAUAAGACUAAAUACGGAGUAUGCUGAUUCAGCAUGGUUGCCAAAAUAUUUGUCCUCAGACUACACAAAACACCCCUAUGGCUCAGAACACUCGCUGUUGUUCCUGCCUGCUGACCAACCAGAGUCGUUCGUUCAACAACAUAAAGAAAGCUCAAAUCUGUUGCUUAUAUUCGAGGCUAAAUGGUUAUGGACAAAUAAUAAAUAACAGUCGUAAAACAAGAAAUCCCCAGGCAUCGCAGGCAGUUACAAGUUUAAUGAUAAUAAAAUAAAUAGUAAUAUAAGUUUGUCAUAACGUGUUGUAGCUGGCGGCUGUGGUUCUGGUUCCUCUCUGUAUGGAACAUGUAGUCAGUGUGUGUCCUUCCCUCUCUGAGGGACAUAUGACCCCUGCUCUGUGCCUGCUGCUGCUGGGUAGAGCAAAAGUUAAACUACAAAACUUUCUGAGAAGCACCAUGUGAAUCCAAUCUGAAAUGAACAUGAGCUAUGUAUACAAGUCCUGUCUCCUCAUGCCUUCCAUAUGUCUGCGGUGUUAUUGUUUUCCUAUCCCUAUUGUAUUAUGUGUAUUCUCAGGGUAAACUAGAGUUUCUAUCCAAAACUAUGUUCUCUCUCCACAUGCUGAAUUCUUCCUGUACGUUGCACAUAAGACAAAUGUUAACAGUGACAAGACUGUGUUUGAUGUAACAGAAAACCUGAGUGUUAUGAGAGCAUGUUUGGUGGUGAUAGUUCCAGGUGGGUAAGGUGAAGGAGUAAGGGAAAGUAAUGAACUCAGGAGGGGUGAAAACAGAAUAAUAUAACAUGGUGUGUGAGCGUGCGCUGGGAGACAGAUUCAUAAAGACUCAAGUGGAGAUUGAAUCACACUCACAGGGACUGCUACUUUUCUGCAGGGAGGGAAGCAGUGUGAGGUUGGGGUUGGGGUUGGAGUGUGUGCAGCCCUGCACUGAUGUGUAUUUGGUUGUUUUUCCCUUAAUCAGUGCACAGAAAGGACAUGUUUCCUGUAUAGAGAAUUAGGAUUCCCUAACACGCACACACAUACACACACACACAUACAGUACACACAUACACACCAAACACACACACAAGCACACGCACACACACUUUUACUCACACAUUGACACCGUAGCCCACAGCUGCUUCAAGGCCCCAUUACUCUGCAGGAAAAAUAGAGCCUUGUUUGCCCUAACGUCAUGGGAACACACAGACUCUGAACGUCAUGCUAACACAGACUCUGGAGAGGCCACUUUGACUACCCAGCGGUGCCACUGUACUGCUGACCAAGGGUCACGGUCCUUCAGGUGGGGUUGAGCUAGUGCAGAACCGCAACGCAGUCAGUUAUGCUGCGAUGUUUACCAAAGCUAAGUGAAAAUGAAUCAGCGAGGUGUCAAAUCCAAUCAGAGCUGUAAUAACACAUUACAAAUGACCCAUUAUUAUGUGAAGUUAUUCAUAGUUGCUAAUACAAUAAUUGCAACACAAUGAUAGCUGUUGUCAGUUGCAUUACCCUCGAGACCAUUAUUCAAGGUCACAAGUCAAGGAGAUAGAUUAAUAGAUGGGGGUUGUGUGUGCGUGCGCGUGGGGGAUGGGGGAGGGUCGGGGGUCAUGUUGAGCACAGCAUUACCUCAGGAAAGUUCAAACAAUGAGGUCAGAUGUUGCUGUGGGGAGGUGAGGCACUUUGUUUGUGUUUGUGGAUGGAGCAGCCAAUCCAGCUGGGCCACAGGGACAAGUCACAUCUCAGCUUUUCUUCUCGCCUUUUUUCAACAAAAGGAGAAGUCGUUGUGGGAGGGAGAGAGAACAUAAGCUGGCUUGUUGGGACAGGUUAUAUACACACGCGCACGCUCACACACUCCGGCUCGUGCAGACGCAGGCAGAAUUUAAUUUAUUACGCACUAGUCCGCUAAUACGCUCCGGCUUUAAUGGUGUUUAUUUGAGCUUUCCCAAGUCUCCCUUUGAGCUCCCAGCACACGGCCAUUAAGAGACCUCCUCCUGUUAAUUACAGCUGAACACAAGUCAGUCUCUCAGCCCCCCUCUCCUCUCCUGCUGCUGAUAUUAGCCUGCCUCACACAACCGCCAAGCACUGAAACUUAAUACACCAUGCAGCGCUUGCUCUCUCUCCCUCACUCUCCCUCCCUUUACAUUCUCUACUAUAUAUCUUUUUGCCCUGUACCCACCACCUUUUAUAGGUUCACCAGCACUCCCCUGCCAUUGCUAUGCAUGCCAAGAAAGGCAACACAGGGUGAAACCUCUUCAUCAAGGGAUCACCUCUGGUGCCCUUUGAAAUGAUGAGAAUACUCUAUAUACUCUAAAAAUCUAUUGAUAUACCAAAAGAGAUAAAAAUGUUUCUCUGUUCACCAAUGCUGUGCCAAUGUUGGUUCUUGCUUUUGUCACUGAGUUUUUUCCUACCCUUUCCGUCAUUGUCAUGUCACUGCUGUCCCUCAGCAUAACAGUGUGGUGUAUCUCCCCUCCCCCUAGGACCCAAAGGUCCACCAGGUCUCCCAGGAGAGAGGGGUCUACUUGGGCUUCCUGGACCUCCAGGACCCCCUGGAUCCCCAGCCCCUGCCAGCACCCACAUCCCAGAGCCAGACCGGGGUAAGUGGAGCACCACUACAACAGACAGCCAUAUCCAACACCACACACACUCAAUUCAUCAGAUUAACAAUAGUGUUAUGGAACACCACCCACUCAAAUAAUUUAUUUGUAAUUAUGAUGUCAUGUAGGCCCAUGUGCGUGCCUUACAGCCCUAAUUGCUCUUUGUCACCAUCGCUCAUGCUCAUCUGGGUCAAUUUUCCAUUCAUUGGGUUUGUAUGAAAAUGGUAGACCAUUCUAGUGCAGUUCAUGAGUUUUCACACCCCAGUAUUAUGGACUUGGAGAUGUCCCAGAGGUGAAAAACCAGAUGCAUAGUCUGUCCCUGUCAGACAACCACCCUCACCCCUCCCCUUCUCACAAUAGGUGGUCUUUUUCUGGGCCAAACCAGAGGAAGUGACCUCAGUCCACACAGAAUCAAUUUGCCAUGAGUCCAAAAUAAGUGGAUCUGCAGAGGCAGUAGUUUACUGAGAGGUGUGGGCUGAGGAUGCUACCUUCCUUUGGUCUUUAAAUAGGUGAUGGAAGGAGAACAAAUACCUGUUGAUGCUCUCACUAAUGUUGUCUAUUUCCACUGAAAAUCAACAUGUUCCCCAUGUCUAUUACAUUACAUAGAGUCAUGUUGAACUUCUAUUUGAGUUAGAAGAGAGAGAGAGAGUGAAAGAAGGAGAAAUGGAGAGGAUGGCAGAGGGAAUAAAAGUAAGGAUAUUAGAAAGAGACAAAUGUGUUUUAACGGGUACUCCCUCUCCCUCUCCCCUGUCCUGUCUACCUGACAAAAAGGCCUGAGAGGAGGGUGAUUGAGUGGAGGUUGAGAGGGUCUGAGUCUGUGGAUGGGAAAAGAGAGAGGGGGGGGGGGGGACUCAAACUGGGAUAAGAACCUGUCCGCCGCUGAUGUCACUCAACCAUUUCCAGAUGUGGAGCUGAAACAGGGGUACAUACAGCAUCACUCAAGGUUGGAGCUCAGGCAAUACGGGAAGGUAUGAGGGCUGAAUGGCAAAAAUAGAGAGGAGGAAAUGGGCUGCAGAGUGUAGGUUGUGUAGGUUGACAGAUGGAGAAUUCUAGCUGUAAGUAAAUCAAGGUUGGCAUUGAGAAUUCUGAGACUGAGUCAUUUCUUUCACAUCAAAGUGAAAGCAGCAGACGCAGGGGUUCUGUGCUGAGCUUCCUUUGGAAAACACUGGCGUAUUGGCUUUCCCGUAUCGAUCUGGAGGCUGGAAUCUCCUGCAGCAGAAUGGGACUAAACCCUCCUAUCUUCAGGUGGGACAGGGUCACAGGUAGAGAGGAGGAGGGGAUGUAUGAACCUAGCAAUCUUAGAAAAUCAUAGACAUUACAUUGUAGAAGACUGUUGUAAACUCAGGACAUUGUGGGGUUGGAAAGUAGAGGGACAUAGACACACUGUCAGAGAAGGUGUUGAGAACAGGAGCUGGAAAUUAAGAGAAAUAAAAAUAAUGUUUCAAUAGAGACAGACAGUCAGACGGACUGAAGGAUGGACUAGUGGGAGGGCGGACGGACAGACGAACAGACAGAAAAACAGCCAGACACCUCAACUCCUGAGCUAUUUUUAUCAGGGUUGUGUGGGACUGGAACAGAGUUUAAAGUCAGUGUGGCAGCUGGAGGAUGUGUCUCGUUGAUAGGCCUUCUCCUCCCUGCUCUCCUCUUCUGUGGCACUCCAUUAACACUGUGCUCCCUGUCAGCCCGAGACAACCCUUUAAAAACACACACUUCCACCUAUCACUGGGACACUUCCUACCGCUUUUCCUCUCUCUUUCCCUACAGAUAUAGAUCAGCUCAGAAGUGCUCUGUCAGCACAAUGUCAAUGGAGGUGACGCAAGUCAUUCUUAAAUACUGUACCAUGUAUACCUGUAGGACAUGAAUUCCACAUACAAAUGAGUGCAAACAAUGUGAUAAUCAUGAUAUGAUAUUUAGCCAUAUAUUAUAUAUUAUAUAUUUUACAUUUACCUAUAUAAAAGAUGGACCGUGUAAUGGUUUGGUACUGCAUGGUGCUGAAAGAAGCCUGAACAUUUGUGUGAGAGCAUCGCCCCCUGUAGGCACUUUUCAGUAAUGUAGUUCAGUAAAUGAAGUUCUCCAUCAGUCUUCUUGUCAUUGUCCUUUUUAACCACUCACAUGUGUGCAUGUUCUCUCUAUUCCAGGUCAGGGCAAGGAGCUGCUCCUCUCCAACACCUUCCCUGACCCACAAGGGGCUCCUGUUCAAGGCCCACAAGGCCCUGCUGGACCUGCUGGUCAGUAUCUCCCUCUCUGUCCUGGUCCCCAGCCAGAAAACAUAUUGGUUUGAAUAUCAUGUCAGUGUAGUGAUUAAAUUGCAUAUUAAUUUGGGUUCUCUUACCAGUUAUGCCCCUGGACUAAAUAUAAUAAUUAACAAAGUCUCCAUUCUCUGUCAGAUUCACUGAAACACAAAUUCUCUGUCCCCAACUCUCAUCUAGAAACUUCUGAUUUCCUCAUUAGAGGAAGUUGGAUUUGCUCCCAGUCUCUUAAAUGUUGGAUUUAUUUGUUGUUUGCCUGUCCCUCUUGCCUCAAGAUGAGCCUUUUCCAUCCCCAUGUUUAAAGUGAGCUGUGAGAGGAGUGAGCUUGGGCCAGCUUCUAUGAUGGAUAAGACUUAUCUAGCAUCACUUCUAUCAUGACCAAACAAAGCAGAUUUAAGUGUGUUCAAUAUAACAUUAUAACAAGCAUGUCCAUAUAUGUAAUGGUUUGCCCAGUCCAGUAAUUCUUUACACACCUAUAGUGGAGUUAGGAAUAGGAAGACUCAAUGGGACACAGUUGUUAGUAUUCAUCUGACUAAGGACUUCUUAUUAUUUGUUAUACUUUUUAACAGUGGUUUAUGUCCUAGUCCAAAUACCUUUGCAUAAUCUGAUUGUCUUAACUUGUUCCAGCUGUUCCAAAACACACGUAACAUGAAACCCUUUCCUAUCAUUCAUCCAUAAUUCAGAUUUUUUUCUCUCCUUUAUUUUGUCUCUCUUUUCAUUCUCAAUUUGCCUUAUGUGUCUGAUAAUAACCUAUCUUGGCCUAUAAAGGCAACUUGACCUAAAAGCUGCUUAUUACCUUGAUGCUCACAGUCCUUAUGUGUCCCAUCAUACAGGUCCUCCAGGCCUCAAAGGCCCCAUGGGACCCCCUGGCCCAGCUGGACAGAACGUAGGUUUUUGCCUUAGCACUACAGUGGGCAGUGUGUAAUGGUGCAAUAGAAAUAAUAAUCAUAUGAGUGAGAUUAGAUCCACUUAAUGCACACUUCUACAAAUUUGUUAUGUGUCUUUUUGAACCUUUUCUUCUGUCUCUCUACAGGGGAAGUCGGGGACCCCUGGGAUACACGGCCCGGUUGGGCCAAAAGGAGAACGUGGGGAGAGAGUGAGUACAAUGCACAGGCCAGCCAGGGCCCAACCACACCUAAUGUUUUCAUUCCAUUCUUUACAUCCCCUAGAUAGAGAGACAAAACUCCUAACUUGCCACUGGCUUCUUAGGGUCCUCUGGGAUAUCCAGGAGAGAGAGGAUUCAUAGGAGAGCCGGUAAGCCACCUACUUCCUGUAUAGCUGUGGCCCUGAUGAGUAUGGCCUUAAUAAACACACACGUUAGUGUGAGAAAAACCUACACAUGUCACACCUGAAUGAACCAUGGUAAACUAUACAAACCAGCAAUCUCACAAACUCAGAGAAUGGGUUUCUUCUGCUGCUUUUUCAAAGGCAGUACUGUCAUGCAAGUGAAGUGAUAUCACAGGUGUGCCAUUACUCUUUACUCCAUGUUUCUAUAUAGGGAGUACCAGGAGCCACGGGAGAGCCAGGAGAGAAAGGCCUGCCGGUAAGACCACCAGAGAUGGGCUGUACACCACUGGGCUGUAUAAGACCAGGAGGCAGGAGGGGAAACUGUGGCCCUUUCUCAAUUAGUCUUUCCUUGAUUCCUUGUAUCUUCUCUCCUUGCAUCCUUCUCAAAGCCAUAGGAGGAGAAUGUCCAACGGAAGGAACCUUGGGUCUUCUCCUCCAAUGGUGUUUGAGAAGGAAGUGAGGAUAGAAGAUGCGAGAAAUUGAGAAAAACUAAUUGAGAAAGAGUCAAUUUCCCCACAGUGUACUUAAAUUGUAUAAAUACUGUAUACUGUAUAGACAAUUACUGUGUCUGUCUAAUCACUGCUUUUCCUUUGCAUCUUUCUCAUUUUACAAGAACAAUCUAAAUGUAAGUGAUCUAAAUGAUUUUUGACAGCAAGUACCACUAUGAUCCAUGUCCAAUCACCACAUUUACAUACUUAUCUUUGUGAUUUCACUUUUUUAUGAAGUUUACUGUUCACUUAUCUAUAUUGUUAUUAGUAUUGUUCUGCAAAUGGUCCUGCAUUUGUUUAAAAAAAUACUAAUUUACUUUAUAGUAUGUCAGUUUGCUGCAUGUGGAAUUGUGGUUCCUGUUGUUUGUGUGUGUUCUGUUUCAUGAUGGUUUUGUGAUUGUUGUGGUUUUUUGGUCCUUGGGGUGUGCUGUGGACUGCUGCCCCUUGUUGAAAACACUGUACUACUCCUGUCCGACCCUAAAGCUGUCUGACUCCCUCUGCAAGCUACUGUCUCCAUGGCUACCUUUCACAGUCACAUUCUGAGAAUCUGGCAUUGGCAUAUACAUACACAUGCCUGCCUCACACCUGCUAAGUCAUUUACUGACUGAGGGAAAGAUCAUGGAAUAUAUAAGAAUCUGUUGAGUGGCAUGUAAUACAUCGUUAUAUUGAGGAUCAAUAUUUGAUCAUGCCAUGCUUUUACAAACCCUUCUACAAAUUAUAUAAAUGAUGCAAAGGAUGACAUGUUCAUAUGUUAAUUUAACUAGUGUACAGCACAUAUUGUGUAUACAUAGUAUAAAUGUUAUUAUAAACUGGGUGGUUCGAGCCCUGAAUGCUGAUUGGCUGACAGCCGUGGUAUAUCAGACCGUAUAUCACAGGUAUGACAAAACAUUUAUUUUUACUGCUCUAAUUACGUUGUUAACCAGUUUAUAAUAGCAAUAAGGCACCUCAGGGGGUUGUGGUAUAUGGCCAAUAUACCACAGCUAACGGCUGUAUCCAGGCACUCCGUGAUGCAUCGUGCAUAAGAACAGCCCUUAGAUGUGGUAUAUUGGCCAAAUACCACACCCCCUCGUGCCUUAUUGCUUAAGUAUGAACUGGGUGGUUCAAGCCCUGAAUGCUGAUUGGCUGACAGCCGUGGUAUAUCAGACCAUAUACCACGGGUAUGAUAAAACAUUUAUUUUUACUGCUCUAAUUACGUUGGUAACCAGUUUAUAAUAGCAAUAAGGCAUAUACCACACCCCCCUCAGGCCUUUUUGCUUAAGUAUGUGUCAAAUGUAUAUGCCAAAUCACUCCAUUUAGAGUUAUUGUGGGAACAGUGGUGGUGGGUUAGUGCUGGGUGUGUGGGGUAGGGUGGGGUGGACUGGGGUUGGAAAUGUGAGUGGAUACAGCUAUCCUCCAGUGUCCCACAAUGCAUGGCUGCAUGCUCCCAUCCUUAGUUACUGCACUGUUUGCCAUGUCUCUUUUGCUUGCCAAACUCAUAUGUAAACUCUGUGUUUAACUUAGUGUAAAAACAAAAAAUGCAGAAAUAACACAGGAACCAGGCAAGGUCACUCUAAAUUGUAUUUCAAACCAAAAAUAGAUUUCUUAUCUCCUCAAUGGUCUCACAAUAGCCCCAUUAUCCGUUCUGCUCCCAUCUGCUCCUCAUCAAUAAACCAUGACAUAGAGGAGCUUGUUAUUGUGGAGCCAUACAAUAACACAAACACACUGGACAUUAGUCAUUAAUAUGAUUUAUAGAUAUACAGUACUGUAGCUUAAUGAAAUCUUGCCUUUUGUUCCGUAGAGGUUUGUCCACUACUCGUUAAUCAGUUUAUUUCUUGACCCAAGAGAAAAGUACUCAGGCAUCCACACUAACAUAAUAGUGUGCAUGCAUUCUUUAUCAACUGUUACUGACAUGAUUGCUUGUGUCUGUGUUAUCUUUCUGUUUUUAUUUUCUAUGUUUCAUAUUUAUUUCUUAGGACAUUACUCAUAAAGCCAGUAGGUCUUUUUUGAAAAGUAGAUAUUGAUCUGUUUCUCAUUUUAAACAGAAACAAUAAAAAGAGUACUGGCUUUAUCUGGUAAGCAUAUUUGAAUACAGUGAGAGAUGGAUGGGCAGCUAUUAUGACCACAGCUGUAUUAACAGUUAUGUACAUGCAAUAUACUAAGACUUCAGAAGGUUCUUUACAAACAUUUUAAAAAAUCAAUAUUUUGUCAUGCAACCCCUCUAAAAUACUUGCCUGGUUGAAUAGCUGCUCAUCUUGGUCAAGUCCAGAGGGAAUGUGGAUGGCAUGGUCAAACCUGAAGCCUUGGACAGUCUACCACACUUUUGUUAUGUCAACAACAUAGGAAUGUACUGUGAUGUGCAUGCUGUUUUUGCCCAGCAUGGCAAAGUCUGGCCUGGUAUGGCAGCAUGGCCAGAGAACCAGGGAUAUAGAGAGAUACAGGGGAGGGAUAAGGUAAAGGGGUGCGGGGUGGGUGCGUGGACUGGUUUUAACCCGCUAACUGCUGUAAUGGAUUGACAGAGAGAAAAUGACUUGCACCUUGGCGAGCAAUUUGUUUGGCUUGUGCUCCUUACCUUGACGGCUGUAUCUAUCUUCACAGGGGGACGGGAUACAUCAGAUCAGAGAAGCGCUGAAGAUCUUAGCCGAGAGGGUUUUAAUCCUCGAGACUAUGAUCGGUAUUCAUGGUGAGUAGGAGGCCUGAGGCAGGAUGGUCAGCUUUAGGCAGCAGGGUGAGCUUUAGGCAGGGGUCAGAUGAGGCUGGGUCUCACCCCACCCUCCACCAUUCCUGGGACGUGGGACAGGGGGUAUGGACAGAGGCAGGCAGCCCCAGGACCAGGCCUGGUGUGUCCACUCUCCACCCCUCACCCAGUCCCCUUGUUACUGUUCUCUGAUAGGACAUUAGUUUGAAGAUGUUCCAAGACUUGCAGGCUGACCUGGAGCUUCUGGCUCGCAGGGUGACACUGCUGGAGGCUAUCAUCUGGCCAGGUAACGCUGGUAACCAUCCUCACCCCUCAUUCAGGCUAGAUUACAUUAUCUACUGCAUUAGGCAUGCAGGGAUCAUACGUAAAAUGCUAUUUUAUGUAUUUUUUUUGCUUUAAAAGUUGUUGCUCUAACUGGACUCACAUUAGUAGACAUCUACCAGUAAAUGUUAAUUUAUUCACUAAAUAAAUGCAUGCAACUCAAAGAUUUAGACUUGUUUAAAUUACUUUCAUCUCUAGGCACAUCAUAAUGAUAAAUAUAUAAUCAGCCACCUAUAGCAACAUCAUAUAAAUGCUUUAUUAUAUUUAAUAAUGUGCUCUAUUAACUAAGUAUUUUAUAUGUAUGUCUCAUAUAUGUAUGUAUAGGGUAGCAUGGCCCCAACUCAUUGUUUCUUCAACAGAGCCUGAUCUAGGGUCUGGAGAUGGUCCGUUUGGCACUGCGUCCCCAGGCGGUUUCUACAGGAAUAAGCGGGCAGGAGCCCUACCCUAUCGGCUCGUCUCCCCUCCUCUGUCCUCGGACACCAAGGUUCAGGGGAAGUAGCCUCCCUGCUGCGUCUCUGAGGAUCACAGGGUCUAACCACCCCUCCCUUAGGUCUCUCUGGCACUCCACUGAUCCAGACCUUAUCUGAUACCCUCUGACGGCUGUACCAUCAGAUGAAAGGUGGGGGACACCUCAGGGAAGCUCCACUGGUGCUCCAGAGUCUUCCCACCUCCAUUGGGAACCAGUACCACCCACCUCUACCCCAACACACACCUCCCCAUAGACACAUGGCUCCCCCUGUGUCCCAUCCCUGUGGCUACAGCUAGGAAAUAUUUCAAGAUAAUAUCCUACAGGCCUCGGAAAACAUGCAAAGAUUCUUGUAAGAUAAAAGGAAAACCACCCAAAAACUAUAUUUUGGUAUUUGUUUCAUUAGUCCAUUGUUGACAUAGUCCCAAAAUGUUUUGCUUGUCAGCAAUACAGUUUUCAAGAUAUGUAACUUUCAAAAUACAGAAUUCAUCCCUGUAUGAUGCAUUUUGCAUCAUAUGAUCAUUUUUGGGUGGAGUUUUCCUUUAAAAAGCUUGAUAUGUUUAAUGGUGCUCAUUCAACUGAAAACAAUUCUGGACUAUAAGGGUCAUUGCAGUAUAGUAUAAAUGAGGGUCAAUUAAAGAAGGAAUCAAGUGUGAAAAAAAGAGACUGGCUCUGAGAAUUUGUUUGGACUUUAACAAUGUCGGGAAUCUCAGAGGUUUACUUAUUUAAAUAUAUUUAACAUGUACAGACUGCAAGACACACACGUACACAAACAAACCUCUUCCUCUUAUAUUCCUGUUGGUUCUAUAAUAUUGUUUUAAUCCUUGUUAUGUAGUGCACUAUAAAGAUGAAGACAUUACACACCUUUCCCAUUGAGGUGUCAGUUAAUAGUGACAUGUUAUGAAAAGUCUAGUAUAUCAGUGUAUGUGUCUUGGUGUCUGAUAUCCCCCCUUUAAAUCAAACACACAAGAGAUGUAA